Molecule: messenger RNA, 3363 nt
Organism: Leishmania mexicana MHOM/GT/2001/U1103
Lineage: Eukaryota; Euglenozoa; Kinetoplastea; Trypanosomatida; Trypanosomatidae
Exons: 1
Coding region: 1-3363 (1120 amino acids)
Biological process (GO): potassium ion transport
Cellular component (GO): membrane
Source: RefSeq, a predicted model, not a curated record
AUGACUGACGCGUCGCCGGUGAUGCCGCCGCCAGAUGGCGCAGCAACGCCCAUCAUUGUCGUCCCCACCGCCGAGGACCCGGACGCCGCCGUGACCGACGUGCACCUCAGCGCGAAGGUGUUCAUGGUCAACCUCGGCCAGGAUGUGCAGACAACGGUGCUUGGCCGCUUCCGAAACCUGCAGGGCGGCGUCCACUCACAGCUGCGCAACCUGCAGAACAACCUUGUCAACCUGCGCCACUCCACCGGCAUCCCGGCCGAGGCGCUGCACAACCGCUGGGUCUACCACUACAACCACUCUGCCCUCGGCAUCCACAGUCUCCGUAAGCUGUUCGACGUCAUCGAGCAGCGCUACUCCCAUGUCUCUAUCCUCCUGCUCUUGUGCAACGUCGGCCUCGAGGCCGCCGCCUUCGCCAUCUACCUUCACGUGCAGAACGGCCACGUCACGGAGGACUGGCGGGAGUUUGACUGGGGCCUCGACUACUUCAUCGCCGAGGUGCUGCUCAGCGCCGUCUUCAUGGCCAGCUGGAUCUCGCUGCUGGCGGUGGAGGCUAAGAAGUGGAGCUACCUACUCAACACGCGCUCCCUCAUGAACUACCUCAGCAGCGGCUGGAUGCUGCUGCUCGCGCUUGCCGCGCUCCUCACGCUGGACCGGGCCUGGACGCACGUCUACGCACCCAUGUUCCUGCGCGUGUGGUGGCUGCACGAAAGCCUACUGUCGCUGCUCAACUACCCGCAGGUCAGCGUCUACUUCACCGAGAACCGCCUCGAGAUGGUGCGCUCCAUGAUCCAGUGCAUCGCCGUCGUCGGCAUCAGCGUCGGCAUCCUGCAGGCCGUCGAGAGCUUCUGCGGCGACCCUGUCGAGUACUUCGACGUGAUCUACAUGAUGCUGCUGUCCUUCUCGUCCAUCGGCUACGGCGACGUGACGCCGCUCACGGUGCAAGGCCGCCUUCUCAUGAUCAUCUUCAUCGGUGUCGGCUUCAGCUACUUCGUCCCCAUCUUGCAAUACGUGGCCGACCUCGGCGUGUACCACCUCUCCUACGCGUACUACGCCACGUGGCUCAAGCGCACAGACCACGUCGUAAUAUGCGGUCACCUCGGCUACAACGAGCUGCGCAUGCAGCUGAAGAACAUCUUUGCUGAGGACCGGCAUUACCUGAACAUGAGUGUGGUGCUGCUGCUCCGCGAGCAGCCGUCCGCCCAGGUGCUGCUGCUGCUGAACUCCCCCAAGUACCGCAGCGCGGUGCACCUCCUCGUCGGCGAUCCGGGGGUCCCGACGGACCUCGAUCGCUGCAACGCGCGCGGUGCCUCGGCCAUGUUCCUCUUGGGUGCGGGCACCAACUCCAGCUACUACAGCGACUACGACCUGGCCGCGCAGACCAUGACUGUCAACGCGCUCGUCCCCGAUCUUCCGCUGUACAUCCUGCUGCACCGCUCACGCUACACCAAGUCCUUGAUGCCAAGUCGCGCCAAUGUGCUGGAGUUCGAGCGACUGAACCACAACCUGCUGGGGCUGGGCUGCGUGCUCCCGGGCAUGAUACCCCUUGUCGCCAACCUCAUGCGCAUGUUCGACCCCAUGACGACCGAGGCCCUCUGGGAGCUCCGCGACUUCAAGGAUCUCUUCGGGUUCAGCGGCAGCGAGGCGAGCUUGCGCGCGAUGCGGAAGAUGUUGGCGCGCAAACGCCCCAUGCUCACCUACGGCGCCGCGACGAUCGAACUGGACCUCGGCGCGGAGCCGGACUGGAUGAGCACGUACGAGGCGUCACUCGCCCAGCACGUGGACACGGUGGCGGCGCCGCCGCCGGUGCAGCGGGGCCACUUCACCGUCGUCAGCCUGGCACGCCUGCUGUACCGAACCGAUAUAACGCUCAUCGGUGUUGUGCGCAGCAGCGGAAGCGGCGACAGUGUCGUCGAGCUGGCACCGCGCGGCUCGCUGGUCGGCGUGAAGAAGCUCAUCGUCAUCUGCGACGUGCGCCGCGCCGCGCAGGAAAUCGUGAACGAGGUUGUCAGCGAUGCCACGCGCGGCAGCACCAGCAGCGCCGCGGCCGGCGCCCCCACCAUCCGCCCGCCACCGCCGGCCGGUGUGCAGGCCACCGCCGUCACGGUUGUGCCCAUCCCCGCCAGAGAAGACGCCGGCGCUGUGUGGAACUCCAGCGCCACGGCCACCACCAUCGCGCCCACCCCGCGCGCCAGCCAGACGCCGCUGAAGCCAGUGACGCCACCCGCCACAGCCACAGCAGCGACCGUUAUCGGCGCCAGCGCGGCGGAACUGCCGCGGCAACCGCACCGUGUGGCGUCCCAGCGCACUACAGAGGCGCGGAUGCCGCACACGGUCUCACGCCUCGCGCUCCGUGCCGCCACCGCCGCAGACGACGAGGACGCGGUGUAUUGCGCCCACCCGGCUUGCAAGGCCGCCAGCGUAGGCGCACCGGCCACGGUAACCCCGUCCUCGCCGAUAUUCGCCCCCGCCGCGCACAGCGUGCUGCGCGUGGAGCCGGACGUGCACCACCUCGCCAACCACUACGUCUUCAUCGACCUCUCCAGCGCACACGAACGCACGAACUGGUCGCGUGAGGCCGCCGUCGAGUCGCGCACCGCCAAGGCGGCCGACUACUACGACAUCAUGCGCCCGGUGCGCCAGCACGAUCCCGACAGCAACAUCGUGCUGCUCGCGAACGACACCAACUACGACAGUCUCAUCAACAUGUGGGACGAGGAGGACGUCACCGGCUCCCUCAUAGUUGUGCAGGGCUGCGGCCUCUUCACAUCUGACCUGCGCCGCUGCAACGUCGCCAAGGCGGCCGCCGUCGUCAUCUUCUGCGCCGGCGAUCGCUGCGACGACCACGGCGACUCGCUCUCGGUACUCGUCAUGCAGCUGGUGCGCGAGCUCAUCGACGAGGACACGCCCGGCAGCGCUGCCGACAUCCCCAUCGUCGUCGAGGUCGAUCACGCCGAGCUGGUGCCGCUUUUGGCGCCCGCCAUGACCGUCGCCAAGGACGCCAAGACGGCGGAGUGGGUGUUGGAGCCAAGUUUCAUGUCCGGCUGCGUCGUGUGCCGCCACAUGCUCGACACAGGCCUGCAGGAGAUGUACUUCACUCCCGAGCUGCACGACGUGCUAGAGCAGCUGCUGUCGUCCAAGUCCGAGUCGCUGCUCGUCACCGUCAUGGCGCCGGACGCGGCGUGGACCGUCUACGAAGACGCCACGUCGUUCGCCCUCGACAACGCCCUGCUGCCGCUCGCCAUCCACCGCUUCCACGAGAUGAUCGGAGGCGCCACCAGCAUUUCCUUCCGCUACAUCAUCACCAACCCGCCGCCCUUCUUCCCGCUGCACCCCGACGACUUCAUCUACUGCCUCAAGCUGUGA